Messenger RNA from Symbiodinium natans, 2262 nucleotides. The record is from the annotation of a GenBank genome assembly. NCBI's taxonomy places the organism in Eukaryota, Dinophyceae, Suessiales, Symbiodiniaceae.
AUGCCCAGAGCUUUAGGUUCGAAGGACAGGGAUUGGCAGCACUUCAGAAACUCUCAGGGCUGGAAGUCGCGUUCUUCGCGUUCUUCGCGUUCUUCGCUUCCGGCUCUUGAGAUGGCCAAAGCUGCCAAGACUGGGACCUGUCGAAUUGGAGUUGCGAUCCUGGUGGCGCUCUGCUUCCGUCAGGUGCUGGCCUUUGUGGGCCCUCACCUUCCUCGGACUCCGCUUUCACAGCUGUCCCUUGUAGCACCCGCUGUGCUGAGCAUUACGCUGCCAGCUGCCGCAGCGAGCGAUGGAGGGCUAGGGUUCCAGGCUAUCAUGUUCGCUCCUGUGAUUAGUCUGUUUGCUAUCGUGGGCGUUGCCAUGGUUGGAGGUUACGUGCUUGGCAUCUUUGUGCCGCCAGGGGAAGGUGAUUACGGCGACUUCGAGACCACUUUAGCAGAACGAGAGGCCCGGGAACGCGGUUGGCGCCGUGAUGUGUUGCGGGGCUAUGACGAGGAGACUUACGCAGCCGGAGUGGGCGAAGGCAGGCUCUCUGGGUCAGCUGUUUUUUUUAACCAGCCGGCCGGCCCUUUCGUAAAGGUGGAAUAUCCCUUCCGCAAGCAGCCGCGUCCAGAGUCAGAUGGCACGCUUGCCCUAUGCCAGUUUACUUGGGCCAUCUUGGGCCUAGUUGUUGCUGUGUGCGACGGCAUUCGCCUUCGCACAGGCGAGUUCCACAUCUGCUGCUCCCUCGUUACCGUCAAUACCGCGGUACUCGAGAUCACACUUCUUUCCGAACUGCUGGACUGCUGGUCACUACGAAGAGCUUCCGUGUUGUUCCACGGCGGCAGGUUGCUCGAUCCUGAGAAGUGCGCAGAAGUGGAGAAGAUCUGCAACCAGACCAAUUGCCUGUACAGCGUCGACGUAAACUUUUGCACCAAGAGCCGUGAAGAAGUGGCGGAACUUAGGCCGGGCGCCGGGGCCAGGAAGCACCGGGCCGUCGCCUGGAGCGCCGCCUGGAGCGCCGGGGGCGCCGCCGGGGGCGCCGCCGGGGGCGCCGCCGGGGGCGCCGCCCGGGGCGCCCCCCGGGGCGCCGCCAGGAGUGGGUCCCAUCCGGCACAGCAAACUGGCCCCAUUGUCACUGACACUUUGCCCCAAGAACGAGAUGCGAAGAUGCCUCCUGUAUUGCGAUGCAGGAAGCUGAAGACCGACUUGAGCGAAUCGCGCUUUGCUGCUGAGAUUAUUUGGUCUGGAGCUAGAAAUGCCCCUGAACCAAUUGCAAGUUGCAAGUACAUACCUGGCAGCUGGCAAGGUGCCGCAUCCCUGUGUGCCAUAUCCAUUGUUCAUAAAAACAAGUGUUGUUCGCUUUGCGACUUGGCGUUGACGCAAAUUUGCAUGACCCUGAAUGUUGCCUUUCAGUCCCUCUAUGAUCUGCUCAAGCUCGCUGGUCAUCAUCUCGAACUCGAAGCCUACCUUGCUCAAGGAGGCAUAGGAGGAUCAGCUGAAACGAGAGUUGCAGGAGGUGCAGGGAAGAUGGGGAGUGCGCUGGCCACGGACACCAUCCCGGUCCUUGUGACCAUGGUGGACGUCCACAAUGCCAAGGCGCAGGACAUGUUCUACUUCUGCAAUGUUGGGAGUGGCGGGGCCGCCACGAAGGUCAUUGGGCGCUCGCAAACUUUAAGUGUGGAGGUUGGGAUCACGACCGUCUUGACCUUGAUUGUCUAUGAGUGCCCCGAACCUGUCUUCACGCCCGAGACGGCGCGUUGCCUUGGGGUGCUUCGCGUGCCUGUAGAACGUUUGGCUGAACGUUACAGCUCAGGUAUCUUCCAGCAGUGGUUCAACCUAGACACCAAGACUGACCCUCGAAUGCCGGCCGGCGACCUCCAAUCGCUGGUCACCAAGUUUGAGCAGGCUUACGCGGACUCCGUGAAUGACAUUUACCAGCCCAAGGUUUGCCUGUCCGUGAUUGGCUCCUCAUUUGAGGUGCAGCAGGGUUCAAGGUCCACGUUCGGAAUCUUCGUCGGCGAGGAUGUCAAGACUCAAGCAGGCCCAGAUCUGAAGGCACUCAUUGCUUCCCACAAACAGCAGGCCGCCUACAUCGAUGCGCUGCACGAGGAGCUCCGCCGCCUGAAUACCCCGUCCUAUCGGCCUCUUGCAGCGAGCAUGGCACAGCCGAUCGGACCUGCAGCUCCUGGCUCCUUCGCAUUGCCGAAAGCACCCCAGGCACCUGGUUAUGGUGCCUUCAGUGCGUCCCAGCCUGUGCCUUCCUCGAUGGCGCCUCAUUGA